Nothoprocta perdicaria is the source of this 1704-nucleotide messenger RNA. RefSeq names its product potassium voltage-gated channel modifier subfamily V member 2 (gene KCNV2). The transcript has 2 exons. Gene Ontology annotation, molecular function: voltage-gated potassium channel activity. Gene Ontology annotation, cellular component: voltage-gated potassium channel complex; membrane. The record is from RefSeq and is a predicted model, not a curated record. Bases 1 to 1704 code for a protein of 567 amino acids. NCBI's taxonomy places the organism in Eukaryota, Metazoa, Chordata, Aves, Tinamiformes, Tinamidae. Gene Ontology annotation, biological process: potassium ion transmembrane transport; protein homooligomerization.
AUGCUGCAGUUUAACCAGAGGGGGCAGUUUCUAUUCCCGAAACAUAACGUAAGGGAGAGCGAAGCAUCGAACGCUCUAGCAGCGUUGGAGGCAAGGAAGGAAAACGAGAGCGGGUGCUUGGAAAAGCAGAGCGGCUUUCCCGACGCCGCGCCGCUGAGCUCCCAGCCCCUGCUGCUCCUGGGGCCCGAGGGCAACUACAACUACUACGUGGACGAUGAGGACGAGGAAGAGGAAGAACAAGGGAAGUGGCCGGGCGGGGACUCCUUGGAGGGGGAAAACAAGCCCUCCUCGCCGGCUCCGUGCUCCCCUUCGCUGCCGGYGGGAGCCCCGGCCUCCACCUCGUCCGUGCUGAACAUCAACGUGGGCGGCCAGAGCUACCGCCUCACCUACCAGGCCGUGGCCGUCUACCCCAAGACACGCCUGGGCCGCCUGGCCACCUCCACCGACCGCCGCUGCCAGCUGGGCCUGUGCGACGACUACGCGGCCCAGGUGGACGAGUACUUCUUCGACCGCGACCCGGCCGUCUUCCAGCUCGUCUACAACUUCUACGCGUCGGGGGUGCUGCGCGUGCGGGACGAGCUCUGCCCGCGCAGCUUCCUGGAGGAGCUGAGCUACUGGGGCGUGCGGCUCAAGUACACGCCGCGCUGCUGCCGCAUCUGCUUCGAGGAGCGGCGCGACGAGCUCAGCGAGCAGCUCAAGGUGCAGCGCGAGCUGCGCUCGCAGGCCGAGGCGCARGAGAACGAGCAGCUCUUCCACCACAUGCGCUACUACGGCCCCCAGCGCUGGCACCUCUGGAACCUCAUGGAGAAGCCCUUCUCCUCGGUCACCGCCAAGGUGAUGGCCGUGGCCUCCAGCUUCUUCGUGCUCAUCUCCGUGGUGGCCCUGGCGCUCAACACGGUGGAGGAGAUGCAGCAGGUGGACCGCAAGAGCGGGGAGAGCCGCCCCGUGCUGGAGCACAUCGAGACGCUCUGCAUCGCCUUCUUCACGCUGGAGUACCUGCUGCGCCUCGUCUCCACGCCYGACCUGCGCCGCUUCGCCAGCAGCGCCCUCAACGCCGUGGACCUCAUCGCCAUCCUGCCCCUGUACCUCCAGCUGCUGCUGGAGUGCUUCGCCGACGACGACCAGCCGCGGGGACGGGGCUCGCAGCACGAGCAUGACAUCGAGAAGGUGGGGCGGGUGGGCAAGGUGGGGCAGGUGCUCCGCAUCAUGCGCCUCAUGCGCAUCUUCCGCAUCCUCAAGCUGGCUCGGCACUCCACGGGGCUGCGUGCCUUCGGCUUCACCUUGCGCCAGUGCUACCAGCAGGUGGGCUGCCUGCUGCUCUUCAUCGCCAUGGGCAUCUUCGCCUUCUCCGCCAUGGUCUACACGGUGGAGCACGACGUCUCCAGCACCAACUUCACCAGCAUCCCCCACGCGUGGUGGUGGGCGGCCGUGAGCAUCUCCACGGUGGGCUACGGCGAUAUGUGCCCCGAGACCCACCUGGGCCGCCUCUUCGCCUUYCUCUGCAUUGCUUUCGGCAUCAUCCUCAACGGCAUGCCCAUCUCCAUCCUCUACAACAAGUUCUCGGACUACUACAGCAAGCUGAAGGCCUACGAGUACACGGCCCUCAAGAAAGAGAGGGGCAAGGUGGACUUCACGCGGCGGGCCGUGAAGAAGCUCUCCGAGUGCUGCGGGGAAGGCGCUGGCCGCCCCGCGCUGCGCACCUGA